AUGGCCGACAUCCAGAAGGAAACCGACGGGCCCUCGCCCCUGUCGUCCGCCGGUUACGACUUUUCUCAGCUCCCUGACUGGGACAACGACUUCGUCAACGAAGAAGGCUUUGCCGACUUCGCUCGCGCCCUUACCGCCCCCGAUACCACUUCGCCGUCGCAGGACGACUUGCUCUCCCCGGGCGCCCCGCCCAAGAAGAAAUCCGUCUUCAUCACCGCCCUCAACGACUGGCGCCCUGUACACCAGCGCGUGCGGAAGAAGAAGAAGCAGAAGCGCGCCCCGCGCCGGGGCAAGGACGAGACCAGAGAAGGUUUCGUCUACACGCUGCUGAAAUGGCCGCUCCUCUUCACUGUGUUUGGCUGGUUGUUCGUGCUGGCCGUUAGCUACCUCCUGACGCGCUUCUACAUAUUCCUAUACGAGCAUUGGGUGACCUGGCGAGGGAGGAGGGAGGCUUUGCGCCGAAAGCUGAACAACACUACGACCUAUGAAGAUUGGGUGGCUGCCGCGAAAGAGCUGGACAGACAUCUGGGCAACGAAAGCUGGAAGAAGAAAGACGACUACGCGUACUACGACAGCAAGACUAUCCGGCGCAUCAAGGACCACAUCUCCAAGCUGAGAGCCCAGGCGGAACACGAGGCAGAGAACCCUGAUGGAGAGCCGGCCAAGGCUAUAACCGAGCUGCGCGGCCUUGUCGAAGCUUGCGUGAAAAGCAACUUUGUCGGCACCGAAAACGCCCAUCUAUACAGCGAGACCUAUUAUGGCACCAAAGACCUGGUUCAGUCCUACAUUGACGAGGUUGUCGCCUCCCUUGAGUUCCUCUCCCGGACAAACGCCCUCUCUACCGAAGACAAGCGAAACCUCUUCAGACACCUGCACAACAACUUUGGUCGCACUGCACUCUGCCUAUCUGGCGGUGCUACCUUUGCUUACUACCACUUUGGUGUUGCCAAAGCUCUGAUGGACGCCAACCUGCUUCCCGACGUCAUCACCGGUACGUCCGGAGGCGCCUUAGUCGCUGCGCUUCUCGGCACUCGCACCAACGAAGAGCUCAAGCGUCUGUUGGUUCCUGCCUUGGCCAACCGUAUCACCGCCUGCCAUGAUGACACAAUGACCUGGAUCAAGAGAUGGCAAAAGACGGGCGCCCGCUUCGACUCCGUCGACUGGGCCAAGCGCUGCUCCUGGUUCACUCGCGGCAACCUCACAUUCCGUGAAGCGUAUCUACGUACUGGCCGCAUCUUGAACGUCUCCUGUGUCCCUUCUGAUCCCCACUCUCCUACUAUCCUCGCAAACUACCUGACCAGCCCGGACUGCGUCAUUUGGUCCGCUGUCAUUGCCAGUGCUGCCGUUCCCGGCAUCCUGAACCCGGUUGUCCUGAUGAAGAAGAACAAGGAGGGCAAUCUGGAGCCGUACUCCUUCGGCCACAAGUGGAAAGAUGGAAGUCUGAGAACCGAUAUCCCGCUCAAGGCACUGAACAUGCACUUCAACGUUCGUUUCAGCAUUGUCUCGCAAGUCAACCCUCACGUUAGCCUGUUUUUCUUCUCCUCACGCGGCAGUGUCGGCCGGCCGGUCACGCACCGGCGCGGCCGUGGCUGGCGCGGUGGCUUCCUCGGCAGCGCAGCAGAACAGUACCUCAAGCUCGACCUGACCAAAUGGCUCAAAGUGCUACGGCACCUCGAGCUGCUCCCCCGUCCCAUGGGCCAAGACUGGAGUGAGAUCUGGCUGCAGCGCUUCAGCGGCACCAUCACACUGUGGCCCAAGACCAUCCCCUCGGACUUCUGGCAUAUCCUCUCGGACCCGACACCGGAGCGUCUGGCCCGCAUGAUCCACGCAGGCCAGCACAGCGUCUUCCCGAAAAUGAAGUUCAUCGCCAACCGCAUGGCCAUCGAGCGCCUGGUCGAAGACGGCCGCAAGGCGAACUCCCGCCAGGGCCAGAUGGGCCGCCCCCGCGACGGCACCAUCACGUCCGUUCUUUCGGAAGAAGACCUCAAGCAGCUGCUCAUCGAGGCGCGCCGCAACAACGGCGAGGUGGCGCCCCCGCCCGAGCUCUUCUCGGGCCAGGAGUCGAGCACCGACAGUGAGGACAGCAUGUUCGACGGCGAGACGCCGGGGCUCGAGGGCCGCAGCAUCGAUGCCGCGUUUGCGAAGGCAGCGGAGACGAACAAGGCGGCCGAGUCGUCGGCGUCGGCGUACGACGCUAGCAGCAUCGGGCGGCGCCUCAGCGGCUGGUGGCAGAGUCUGAACCCG
Molecule: messenger RNA, 2244 nt
Organism: Aplosporella prunicola CBS 121167
Lineage: Eukaryota; Fungi; Ascomycota; Dothideomycetes; Botryosphaeriales; Aplosporellaceae
Exons: 1
Biological process (GO): lipid metabolic process
Molecular function (GO): triacylglycerol lipase activity
Source: RefSeq, a predicted model, not a curated record